Micropterus salmoides (largemouth bass) is the source of this 4139-nucleotide messenger RNA. RefSeq names its product solute carrier family 4 member 5b (gene slc4a5b). The coding region runs from base 1 to 3621 and encodes 1206 amino acids. Lineage: Eukaryota; Metazoa; Chordata; Actinopteri; Centrarchiformes; Centrarchidae. The record is from RefSeq and is a predicted model, not a curated record. Gene Ontology annotation, biological process: regulation of intracellular pH; bicarbonate transport; transmembrane transport. Gene Ontology annotation, molecular function: monoatomic anion transmembrane transporter activity; solute:inorganic anion antiporter activity; sodium:bicarbonate symporter activity. The transcript is spliced from 27 exons. Gene Ontology annotation, cellular component: plasma membrane.
AUGGAUCAUCAUGACUGGCAGCGAGGGAGAAGUAAGGGCCACCGACACUACGACGAUGAUGAUGAGGCCCAGCCCGUCUACAUCGGCGUUCCAGUUUCUCACAGACGGAAAAGGCGCAGACAUCAUUCCUAUGCCAGUGACGCAGACCGCGACACGCGGCACACACACUAUGAUCACCACACACACCGUGAACACUCGCACCAGGGAUAUUACCAUGACAGAGAGGAGCACUAUGGCGAUGACGAGGGCAGCACAGAGCGCCGCGAGCACGCCGACCCCUCAGUGUCCCCUGCAGCAGAGCGGCUGCGCCACUUACUGGCGGAGGAUGACACCACCCCAACACCCACAAUAUUCACUGAGAUGGACACACUACAGCAAGAGGGGGGCGAGUUAGAGUGGAAAGAGUCUGCAAGGUGGGUGAAGUUUGAGGAGAAGGUGGAGGAGGGAGGAGAAAGAUGGAGCAAGCCUCAUGUCUCCACACUGACCCUCCACAGCCUGUUUGAGCUCAGGACCUGUCUGCAGACAGGAAGCAUCCUGCUGGACCUGGAGGGCUACUCGCUGCCACAGAUCGUGGAUGAGAUUGUGGAUCGGCAGAUAGCUGAUGGUCUCAUUCCUCCGGAUCUGAAGGAGAAGAUCAGCUUUGUGUUGCUCAGGAAACACCGUCACCAGACCAAGAAACCAAUCCACCGCUCGCUGGCAGAUAUAGGAAAGUCCUCCAACACUGCUUCCAACCGUAGUCCUCAGGUUAAUCAUAGUACUAGUUCAGCUUCUGGCAUCCACCGCUCCACAGAAGACCUACGCUCUCGGCAGUCAAGCAGCCUCAGCCACCUGCAUGCUGCCCAGAGCCGAAGCAUGAAUGACAUUUCAGACACACCGAGCACAGACCAGCUGAAGAACAAGUUCAUGAAAAAGAUUCCUCGUGAUGCCGAAGCCUCCAAUGUCCUGAUCGGUGAGGUGGAUUUUCUGGACAAACCCUUCGUCUCUUUUGUACGUUUGGCUCAGGCCACGACUCUGGGAGGCCUCACCGAGGUCCCUGUGCCAACAAGGUUUCUCUUCAUCUUGCUGGGUCCUCCGGGCAAAAGCAAGUCCUACAAUGAGAUUGGCAGAGCUAUCGCUACGCUCAUGGUGGAUGAUCUGUUCAGUGAUGUUGCCUAUAAAGCAAGGGACCGUGAAGACCUGAUCGCAGGUGUCGAUGAGUUUCUGGAUGAGGUGAUUGUCCUCCCACCAGGGGAAUGGGACCCAAAGAUACGUAUCGAACCUCCCAAGAAGGUUCCAUCAGCAGAAAUGAGAAAGUCAGUGCUGAACCUGAACGAGCUGGGUCAAAUGAACGGCUCGGCCGGCGGGGCGGCUGGAGGAGAAGACGAUGAGCUUCCAGCGCCACAUGAGCUUGGAGAGGAGCUGAAAUUCACUGGGAGGUUUGGAGGUGGAUUGUGGCUGGACAUCAAACGGAAGAUCCCUUGGUAUUGUAGUGAUAUCUACGAUGGCUUCCAUAUCCAGUCUCUCUCUGCUGUGGUCUUCAUCUACCUGGGCUGCAUCACCAAUGCCAUCACCUUUGGCGGACUGCUAGGGGACGCUACCGACAAUUACCAGGGCGUGAUGGAGAGUUUCCUUGGCACUGCUUUAGCAGGGACAGUCUUUUGUCUGUUUGGUGGGCAACCUCUCAUCAUCCUCAGUUCAACUGGACCCAUUCUCAUCUUUGAGAAACUGCUUUAUGAAUUCAGCAAGAGCAAUGAUAUAGACUACAUGGAGCUGCGUCUGUGGAUUGGCCUUCACUCUUGUCUGCAGUGUUUGCUGCUGGUGCUCUCAGACGCCAGCUACAUUAUCAAGUACAUGACCCGCUUCACAGAGGAGGGUUUCUCCAGCCUCAUCUCCUUCAUAUUCAUCUCUGACGCCAUUAAGAAGAUGGUUGGAGCUUGGAAGUAUUACCCAAUCAACCGUGGCUUCAAACCUGACUACAUCACUGCCUAUAAGUGCGAAUGCAUCGCACCAGACCAGGCAUCUGUGCUGGGCUUGAAUGUUUCAGCUCCACUCGCAGAUGAUAAUAUGACUCUGUUGUUUAACUUGACAGACCUGGACUGGAGUCAGCUCAGUAAGAAAGAGUGUGUGAAGUACGGUGGUAUGCUGAUGGGGAACUCCUGUAAGUAUGUUCCUGACCUGGCCCUGAUGUCCUUCAUCCUCUUCUUUGGCACCUACUCCAUGACUGUUUCUCUCAAGAAGUUCAAGUUUAGCCGCUACUUUCCAACAAAGCUCCGUAGCCUGAUAAGUGAUUUUGCCAUCAUCAUUUCUAUCCUGAUCUUCUGUGGACUGGAUUGCCUGCUGGAGCUCGAUACCCCCAAACUACUUGUGCCCACUGAGAUCAAGCUGAGGAAGCUAAUCAGUGAUUUUGCAAUCUUCAUGUCAAUCAUGUCCUUUGUGGGUCUGGAUAUGUUGAUGGGGUUAGACACACCCAAACUAAUCGUUCCUACUGAGUUUAAGCCAACUCGUCCUGAUCGUGGCUGGUUGGUGAUGCCAUUUGGUAAGAACCCCUGGUGGUGGUACCUGGCCAGCUCUGUUCCUGCACUCCUGGUCACCAUACUCAUCUUCAUGGACCAGCAGAUCAGCGCUGUCAUAGUCAACCGCAAGGAAAACAAACUUAAGAAAGGUUGCGGUUACCACUUGGACCUGUUCUGGGUGGGUGUGCUGAUGGCUGUGUGCUCCUUCCUGGGUCUGCCCUGGUACGUAGCAGCUACUGUCAUCUCCAUCGCUCACAUCGACUCUCUGAAAAUGGAGAGCGAGUCCAGCGCUCCUGGAGAGCAGCCACAGUUCCUCGGAGUGAGGGAGCAGAGGCUGACGGGCAUUUUGGUGUUUGUUAUGACUGGACUCUCAAUUUUCCUCGCUCCCGUUCUCCAGUACAUCCCCAUGCCAGUCCUGUAUGGAGUGUUCCUCUACAUGGGUGUGGCAUCACUGAGUGGCAUCCAGUUCUGGGAGCGUAUGAAGCUGUAUCUGAUGCCAGCCAAACACCAGCCGGACUUCUCCUUCCUGCGUCACGUUCCUCUGAGACGCGUCCAUCUUUUCACCAUCGUCCAGAUCGUCUGUUUGGCCGUCCUCUGGAUCCUGAAGUCCACCUUCCUGGCCAUCAUCUUCCCAGUAAUGAUUCUGGGUCUGAUGCUCGUCCGGAAGCUGCUGGAUCUGAUAUUCUCGCAACACGACUUGGCCUGGCUGGACGACAUCCUGCCAGACAAAGACAAGAAGAAGAAGGAGGAUGAGAAGAAGAAGAAGAAGGAGAAGAAGGCGGCAGAGCCGGAGAGCGACGAGGAGGAGAUGAACCCGUACUCGACGGUCACGUCCGAAGAAAACGAAUUAGACCGCAGCAUCACUCUGCACCUGAAGAUCACCUGCCCGCCCUCACCCGCCCAAUCCCAGACGAGCCUCGCCCCCGGGAUCGCCCCGUCGCCACACCUGCCGACACGCCCGCCCGUGCCCCAGGUCAGCAUCCAGGUGGAGUCAGACCGCGAGGAGCCCGGCCUCUUCUCCAAGCAACAACGCUGCCCUCAUCCAACCGAUCACCUGCCUCCACCUGGAGCAGAGUUUCACCAAAAACUGCACGCUCACUUCGGUGACUGUGCCGAGACCGUUCUGUAGACACACACAGGUUUACUGCUGUGAGCUUGACAACACACACACACACAGGGAAGGUGCAAAGUGUUGCAAACUGAUAAUAAUCUGCCUGAUAUCUCUGAUUUAAACCCAGUUUUUACAGGCUGAACAAGCGUACAGAUUGUGCUCUUUCACACUUCAUAAUUGGACUUGUAUCAAAUGUAAUGUCACUGUAUUAUAAAGCUCCCCCUGACUAAAACUAUCGCAGCUCUCAGGUCGGAUCUCUGUGAACUGGCAGAGCACUGAGAGGCCUCGAGGAUCCAACCAGCUUCCUGUAGUGACGAUAAAUAGCCGCAAAGAAACAACCAAAAUGUGUUACUAGUAAAUGCGUGACCCUGCUCUGAACCCGUGUUAGGCCUCAGUACUGUUGAUCAUGUCGUGUUCAUCUUUGCUCUUGUUUUUGUUUUCUUGUGCAUUUAAAGAAUGUUAGAGACGAGGGUGAUUUACAUCAUGCUGUAUCUGCGUUAUGGUUGUAAAGCCCUGAAAAAUGUAAUAAAACAACA